Messenger RNA from Peronospora matthiolae, 321 nucleotides. The record is from the annotation of a GenBank genome assembly. Lineage: Eukaryota; Oomycota; Peronosporomycetes; Peronosporales; Peronosporaceae.
AUGGCGAUUGUGGGCAAACUACUGAUUGGGCUAGGUGCGCUUCUGCUCGUGCAUGCUGGCUACUACUCGGUGCAAUACGAGAACUAUGCGAAGCUGACCGAGACUUUGGACGCCCGAUUGCCGCCUGUGGAGGUCCUGAUCGAACUUGCUGUGGGCUUCGGCACUUCGUUGGUGGGCGUCCUGCUCACGUCAGGAGAGAUGGUACCGAUACGGUCCAAUGACGCUCUGCACUACAGAUCGCUGGCCACCGUCGUCUCGUGUCCGGACUUUCACGUGUUUAAUCACCGCGGAAGAUCGCUACAGCAGCGCUUCAGUUCGUAG